Messenger RNA from Triticum urartu, 909 nucleotides. The record is from RefSeq and is a predicted model, not a curated record. Lineage: Eukaryota; Viridiplantae; Streptophyta; Magnoliopsida; Poales; Poaceae.
AUGUUUGAGAAACACUCUAAGACAAAGGUUGUGCACAUGUUUGUUGCAUAUUAUGAUCCAUCGGAACCAUAUGAGCCUAUAACGGAGUGGCAUAGUGAUGCGCAUAGCCAACCUAACAACAUAGAACAAGAUGAUGAUGAUGAUUAUCUUCGCAACCCAGUACCUGAGAAUGGGCAUGUUGGUGUUGAUGAGGAAAAUAUUUAUUUAGAGGAUGAACCUGUACCUCUUAUCAUGGUUCCUUGUUCCAACAAAGAACAGGACAAAGACUAUGUUCCUGAUCAUGAGAGCGAGGUUGAGAGCGAGGUUGAGACCGAGGAUGAGAGCAUGUCAGAGGUUGAAGUAGAGGAAUAUGAGGAAUAUCACGAGGCAGAUCAUGCACCACACAUUGAAUAUAAUAAAUUAGAUCCUCCAAUGAACGAAGGAAGAAAAUAUCCCAAUAUUGCAGAGUUUAAAUUGGCGCUUUCUCAGCAUGCAAUCAAACAUGAAUUUGAGUUUGACACCGAAAAGAGUGCACCACAUAGGUUCAGAGCUUAUUGUUCAAGAAGGGAUGAAGAUAAGUGUCCAUGGAGGAUAUAUGCUUCUACAAUGGAAGAUGAGUGCACAGUAAUGGUGAGAAAGAACCCUUGUGGUCAUGAUUGCUCUAGUACAAAAAGAAAAAAGAAGUUGAAGAAUGCAAACAAGCGGUGGAUAUGUGAGCACGUGAAGGACUGGCUAAUUGAGGAUGCAACUCUAGGACCAAAGGCAUUGCGAAAGAAGCUUAAAGAGCAUCAUGGAAUUGAUAUCAACUCUAAGAGAGUCUAUAUGGGUAAGCUGCUAGCCUUGAAGGAACUAUAUGGUGAUUGGGAUACAAGCUUUAUAAUCUUUAUAGUUUCAAGUCGCAAAUUGAAAGUUGCUGCCCCGGUAGCAUAG